Hyaena hyaena (striped hyena) is the source of this 453-nucleotide messenger RNA. Its product is annotated as nascent polypeptide-associated complex subunit alpha, muscle-specific form-like. Lineage: Eukaryota; Metazoa; Chordata; Mammalia; Carnivora; Hyaenidae. The transcript has a single exon. The record is from RefSeq and is a predicted model, not a curated record. Bases 1 to 453 code for a protein of 150 amino acids.
AUGCGGCCGGCAGUGUCUGGGAGGGGCGCGGGCGGCGUCGGCGUCACCCGGCCCGGGCGCCCCUGCAGCUGCGGCGGCGACUCGGCCCCAGCUCCCGGCGCAGCGCAUCGGGGCAGCAGCCGGGGGGCCGCGGCGGCGGGGAGGAGCCCGCGGGGCGGGGCGCGCAGCUGCUCCGGGGCCCGGGUUCCCCCUGGCAUCCUCCCCCCCGAGCCCCGCAGCACAGGUGCGGCCGCGCCCGGCCCCGCGCGCGCCCCCUGUCGGCCCCGCGCCCUGCGGACCGCGGCUCCCACGGCCGCUCCCGCCGCGGCCCGCGCGCAUCCGGCGGCCGCGUCCCGAAGCCGGGGCCGCUCGAGCGCCCUCUGCGCCCCCGGCGCGCACGCUCCUCCCGCCGCCGCGCCGACUUCCGUCCAUUUGUUCACCCCCAGAUGUUUGUGGGGCGCCAGCCACUCGUAG